UUUCCUUCUCUUGAAGAUUGCAUGUGGUACUAUUUAUACAAGACGCUUUCGUCAAGCAGGGACGAGACAGGUCCGACUUCAGUCACCGUUCGGACGUUCACGAGGAUCUGGAACCAUGCAUCUCGGAAGAAACACCUGUUGCUUAAUGCUGCUCGUCGCAGUUCUGGCUGCUGGAGGGAGGACCGAGCAAAGUGCUGAGAAGUGCCACGAAGGUGCAAUGAGUGAAAAAGAGGACCACUCAGAAGAACUGGGCUAUCGUGGCCGACCACAGCGUGACCACAACCGUUUCCUGGCUCACAGGGAUGGCGCCAUGGAAUCUGGUGAACACGGCUCCGAAGAGGACCGGGCAUUUGAACGGCUCUCUUCUUUGGCCAGGUAUGCGAAGUCGAAGCUCCCGUUCGGCAGUGGAGGAUCGAGGACCACGGAGAAAAGAAGCCGUUCGUGUAAUAAGGAGUGAUUAAUUUCUCUACCCAAUUGAACAAUAAAGAGAGUACUUUUCACAGCAUGGA
Dermacentor albipictus is the source of this 509-nucleotide messenger RNA. RefSeq lists its product as uncharacterized. NCBI's taxonomy places the organism in Eukaryota, Metazoa, Arthropoda, Arachnida, Ixodida, Ixodidae. The record is from RefSeq and is a predicted model, not a curated record.